AUGCAAUACCUCGCUAUUUUCGCUUUGAUUGGCUGUUCAAGCGCUUUCCUCCUUGGCGGUGGCGGCGGUGGAUGUGGAUGCCCUCCUCCUCCACCUCCAUGCGGAUGCGGCGGCGGUCUCCCGCAACUACCUCCCCUUCAGCUUCCUCAACUCCAGCUGCCUUCCCUAGGCGGUGGCGGAUGCUGUUCUCCUCCUCCAGCUCCAUGCGGAGGUGGCUGCGGAGGCGGUGCUGCUCUUCCACCUCCACCAGCAUACGCUGCUCCUCCUCCACCACCAGCCAACUCUUACGCUCUUGGAGGAAAGUAA
Messenger RNA from Cylicocyclus nassatus, 306 nucleotides. The record is from the annotation of a GenBank genome assembly. NCBI's taxonomy places the organism in Eukaryota, Metazoa, Nematoda, Chromadorea, Rhabditida, Strongylidae.